AUGGCAGAAAAUUCAUUUCUGCAAUCUUCGACUCGAAGGAACUCUAUGACGUCGCUCUCAACGGCAAAUUCAUACAAUACUGUGUCGACAACAGCCCGGAGCAUGUCGACGGAGCACUUGACUAAUUUAGAUGAUAAAUUUACGAAAAAAUCGAUAAAGAAACUGCCGACAUCUAUGCUUAAUCCGGCCGAUAAGUUUCAUAAGACUAACACUGGAACAUAUUAUUUUCCGAAUGGUGAGAUCUUUCGUCCACGUAUGACGCCAUCAAAGAGACAUAGACCAGGGAAGAUUACAGGGUCAUCACGUAAUAAUUCCAUGACUAAGGAUCCAACUGCCGGCUACGUACUACACUAUACUCCAUCGUCAGGAACCCCCGAAAUUCCCAGAUCAUCAUCGAUGGUAUCAAUGCAAUCCGCUAACUCAACAUCAAGUCCAGUUCCGAAUGCUUACGUUUCGAAGUCGUCGUCAUUUACUAAUUUGAGAAGGAGCAAUAAACAAAACUUAGCUCAGUCAUUACGAUCCAAUAAGAUUGACACUCCGACUAAUAUAAAUAUUCAAAAUCUUGCUCCUGUUAGUGGUCAGGCGUCUACUCCACAUCAUGCACCAUCACCUACAACAUCAACCUUAUUAAGUCCCCCAGUACAGAAUACAAAGAGUUUCCAAACAAACAAUGUUUUAAGAGAUAGUGAAUGCAUUCCAGAAGCAUUUAAAAUUUCUGAUAACAUUUAUUCUGGUGGGCAGCCUAACCAUCCACAAGUAACAAAUAUUAAUCAUAAUAGACCGGUUCCCGCAUCUUCUGAUUCAAAUUUAUCUUCUUUAUCAAACUAUAAUUUAAAUAGGUCAUCUUCUAAUACCCCACAGACAUCUAUCAACACUUCUAUAGAUAUUGAGGAGGCACCAGAGGGAUAUGUUAAAUGCAUCAAAUAUGAAAAUAAGAAUAUGGCUGAUGAUGUGUUACAAAAGACAAGCUCAUUAGAAAGUAUUAAAGAGACCGAGCUUCAUAGAAUUGAAGAAGUCCCUAGAAUCAAUGUACAGAAAGAUGAGAUACCGGUCGAUGCUAGGCCUGCAUCGGAUCACCAAAACGAGUCAUUUGAAAGGAUGCAAGACCCAGCAAAGGGAUACACAUCAGAUAAUCUACAUAAUCUAGAACCCGAGCAUACAAUGCAAGACCAUUAUAAUGAAACGAUUAGUGACCAUGCUAAGCAGUAUUCUGAUGAAAAUAUAAAGCAUUUUGAAGAGUCUACAUUAGAAUCUAUUCAAAAGUCUCAUCAAGCUUGCACGCCCACGCCAUUGCAUGACGAGAUGAUUGCUAAAGAAUCCUCUAGAGACAUACUCCCUGAACCUGAUAGAGAUUUGGUGGAGGAGGUGUGCCAGCCAGCAAAAUCUAAAGAGGGUAUUUCCCAACUUCAAGAUCUGGAACAAGGUAGUGAAGAGUCGGAUAUUAUUGCCGAGUAUUCAGCUGAAUCAGAAUCAGAUUCUGAAUCUGAACUCUUAAAUAAAAUUCCUAAGCCUACAUUAGGUAUGAUUGAUGCCAAUGAUUCGUCUGACUUUUCUCAAGACGAUAUAAAUUGUACUCAUACACAAGUUGAUUCAGACACUGAAGAUUUAAGUACAUUACAUGAUAUGUCGGAAGAUAAGUCUAGGAAUAAUUCUCCGACUAAACAUACUUUGGUUUUUGAGCAUUCAAAUAGUGAUGAUUUUAAGACUCCAGAAGGUUCUCCUGAUGUCGAUGAUUCGGAAUUGUUGAACAAUACAGAAAAGGCUAAAAAUGUAGAAGAACUGAAUAAUAUGAAUAAUGAAAAAUUUGGUGACACUAAGGAAGGAAUUGUUGAACCUGAUAAGCAAUCGCCUGAUGCUCAGGACGUCGAAAAGUCUGCACCUUAUACUGCUUCUCAAUCAGGUUCGCCAGGACCCGAGUCUCCAAAGCCAAAAAAUUUCUUUGACUUUCAUAAGGAUGAUGCAUUUGACAAGUUUUUGAACGAUGACCAAGUUGAAGUCCCACCAAGAGGUGAUGUUGCAGUUGUUGGCGAUAAAAUAAGAAAGCAUGAGAGAUCGGUCUCCUCGAUUAGUUCAUUUAAUUCUAUAUUGCAUAGUGAAUUUGAAUCGCCAAGUAAAUCAAAUGGAUUAUUUUCUAAAUCGCCUAGGCAAAUGUCUCCAAGAAUACCUCAUAAUCAUUCAAAUUCUAUUGAAAGAGCUUUUAAUACUGAUAUUAAAAACUCAGGGGUUGAAGAAAAGGCUUUGCCUAUCACCCCGACUAAAGGGCAUUUUCUAAUUGAAAAGUCUUUACCCGCUUCCCCCAAGGACAAUUCUGUGUCACCAGAUCAUGCUUCACCAAAUGUUGGACCAUCACAAUUGAUUGUUUCAGACGGUAGCUCUUCACCUGCUCACGUAUCUGAACCUGGUGCCGUGAAAAUCCCGACAUCAAACUCAAUGCUCUUAGAUUCUACCAUUGAUAAGAGUGGCGACGGUAAUUCAAACAAACAUCCGAUAAAAAAAGGUUCUAUGCUUGAUGUUGUAACUGCUGACUCAAAUAUGUUAAAAAGGAAGCCUCCUUCAAAAGCACAGGAGCAGAUAUCGGAUAAAGCUUCACUAAAACCAACUGAUAAAAUUCCUAAGGUAAAGUCAUUUAGAAACUUGAGUGGGGGCACAAAAUUGAAGAAGUCUUCAUCUACGGCAAAUUUCAAAGCAUUUUUCAAGAAACUUUUUCCGUUGCCAUCAGCAAACUCUUCAUCAUCGACUUCAUCUGAAAGUAAGAGCUUGCAGAACCCAAAAAUAUCACAGACAAAUAUUUCACAAGAUACAUCAUCUUUUACUAAGCCUAAAAAAUUGAAUAAAAGUAAGCGGUCCUUUUCAUUUGCGAAUUUGAAACUGGCAGGCUUCAAUAACAAAUCACAUGGAUCUGCGAAUGAACCAAAGAUUACCAUAGAACCGCAACAAGAUCAAAAAGAGGCCAGACCGAUUCUGUGCGUUCUUGACAAUGAAAUCAUACCACAAACCGAGAGUUUAACGAUCACUAAGUUACCAACUAUUGAAAGAGAUGAUAGUCUAUUUGAAGAUAUGUUUACAAAUUUUGAUGAAGAUUUUAAUAGGGCCAAUUCGACUAAGAGUAAGGUUCCAGCUAAUUCAAUUAACGAAUUGUUUAUUAAAGAUGACGAAUUGACUAGAGAUCAAAUCGAAGAUCAGCAGAAAAGAGAUAACAAUCAAAUUUCUGAUGAUAUUGAUGAAGACGAGACAAAGUCAACAUCGUCUGAUGCAUUCUCUAUGGUGAAUUCUGAUGAAAUCUAUAUUGAUGACAACAUAAGAUAUUUGCAAGACGAAUUAAUAUGGCCAAUAGACAAUGAUGAAUUCACUUCAAUCGAAGACUAUAGUGUUUUAAGUAGGUCUGGAACUGUGAAGACAAGGUUAAAUCCAGAAAAUAAUGAAGAGCAAGGAGAAAGUACUGUUGAAACUAUAGUGGUUGAUAAUGAGCAAUUAACGAGCUUAUUUGAUAAUUUAUCAGAGUUACAAAAAAGAAGACUUCCAAUUCACUUGAAGCAUAUUGGCCAAUUCAAGGAUUCAAAGAUUUUAGAAAUUAGCAUUAGAAAAUUCGAAAGCAUUCCUGACUUAUCAAAUUUAGGAAUAGUAAACAGACAACUUAAUUCAAUUUUGAAGAAGAAGCUUGGAUCUUCAGAAAACAAGAAGGUUCAAUUCUCGAAUAAGAUUUCGAUUAAUGAGACAUUUUCACCUGAUAUGUAUAAACGUUAUAAUAAGUCUGUUACUCAAUACACUUUAACUGGAUCAAUGGAAAUUAACAAGAUUAAAAAUGAGCUCAACACUUACAAGUGUAAUGAAAUGUUGGUUCAUGAGCAUUCUCAGAACAAUACUCAUUUUUUCUAUUAG
Molecule: messenger RNA, 3879 nt
Organism: Debaryomyces fabryi
Lineage: Eukaryota; Fungi; Ascomycota; Pichiomycetes; Serinales; Debaryomycetaceae
Exons: 1
Coding region: 1-3879 (1292 amino acids)
Source: RefSeq, a predicted model, not a curated record